Messenger RNA from Blastomyces dermatitidis ER-3, 1653 nucleotides. Its product is annotated as phosphatidylethanolamine-binding protein, variant. The record is from RefSeq and is a predicted model, not a curated record. The transcript is spliced from 2 exons. Gene Ontology annotation, molecular function: peptidase inhibitor activity; phospholipid binding. Gene Ontology annotation, biological process: regulation of proteolysis; regulation of Ras protein signal transduction. The coding region runs from base 410 to 1108 and encodes 232 amino acids. NCBI's taxonomy places the organism in Eukaryota, Fungi, Ascomycota, Eurotiomycetes, Onygenales, Ajellomycetaceae.
CAACAUACCGCACUGGGCAAUGUCCGGAGCUUCAACUCCGCCUCGUUAAAUGAUUAUGAGGCUGGGUUUCGAGAGAGCAACAUCUAGGCAAUUAUGUACGAGUUCAUAAUUUGUAUAAGAUCUAUCACCUGCUCGCACCAGCGCUGUGUUUUUUGUUCCGCUCUAUUCGUAGCGCCACUCAACUGAUUGCCAUGCCUUUACUUCGCAAAGCCUGCGAGUACGACAUCAUGGCCCUAUUACUGUGCUAUAUCUUCGCGACUAGCUUAGUCACUCCAGCUACAAUGGCCUCCCAUGGCCCACCGCAAUUUAUCCAAGCGGAAGAGUCCAGAAUAUACUCUCCAAUCCGCGAUGCGUGGGCUUAACCUUUGUUCCUUAGAGCAUCGUGAAAUUAACUUCAAAUGCGUAGCAGAUGACAUUGUCUAACCAAUUUCGCUUUGAUCGCAGCCUAAUUGGAGCCUCCAUAAUCCCCGACGUUCUCGAUGACUUCGAACCAACAUUCUCGCUUCUCAUAAGCUACCCGUCAACACACACAACAAUAGCCCUGGGCAGCUAUAUUUCGCCUAGCGCCGUCCGCUCACAACCUGUCUUCGAAUUCCACCCCUUCCUCAUCCCUCUAAGUUCAAAUACAAAUCCAAACCCAUCUCCCCAUCCAACGCCAGCAUCCAAGCCCCACCGCUCCGAAAAGUCUUACAGCAUAAUUCUCACAGAUCCUGAUGCAAAGAGCCGCAAGCAUCCCAUCUGGAGCGAAAUGUGCCAUUGGAUCGUGAGCAAUAUAUCAAUCCCCUGGCCCGUUAGCCUUCAACAACAGGACGCCAACAAUCCCAGCGUCACAUCCCCUUCGUACAACCUCAUCCCGCGGGUUCUGAAAUCCUACUUACCCCCCUCACCCCCGUCAGGCACUGAAUAUCAUCGGUAUGUCUUCGUGCUGCUGGAGGGUGACGCGGCGACGGCAUACAAUAUAACUGCUCCAAGGAAGCGGAAACAUUGGGGAUAUGGAGGGGUGAGGCGAGGUGUGCGUGAUUGGGCGAAAGAGUAUGGACUGGAGGUUGUGGGGGCUAGUUUCUUCUACGCCAAGGCGGCCCAGGGGGAUGAAUUGACGAUUGACUGAUGAUAACGUAUAUAUCGGAAGAAACAUUAUAUUUUGUUUGGCAUUGGUUUCGCCUUGUUAUUUUUUGGCUCCCUUGAGAUUGUGUCUAGACUUUUGGCCAAUUAUUGUGAAAUGGAAAUUUUUGGAAGUGGGAUUAACUUUUGAUUUGCCCGGUGUGAAGAGAAGCGAGUACAGGGAUGCUCGCACGUGUUGUACAGAGCGAAUUUAUCGAAAAAAGAAUAUUACCGGCAGGAAUAGCUUUUCAAAUAAUCGUGCUGGUACAUUUGCUUGCUAUAUAGCUGGAUCAACUAACUAAACGACGCACGCCAAAGUUGGACCCAGCGCACUCCCAGCAGACUAAAUGUAGUUGAAAUCGCAAGAGCUACUAGUCUAAGGUCAAAAAGAGGCCAUUUUCGCGAGUGACUGCUAAAGAAAGAAAUGAAAUGUAAAACCGAAUGCAAAAUGAAAUGGCAACAUAAUUGAGGGUGAUGUGAGGAAUAGGUUGGUGGUUUGCAGAAAGUAAACUAUGCCGCAGUGCGGUCUUUCUACCUGGCAUGGAAUGAGCA